Drosophila sulfurigaster albostrigata is the source of this 638-nucleotide messenger RNA. RefSeq lists its product as uncharacterized. Lineage: Eukaryota; Metazoa; Arthropoda; Insecta; Diptera; Drosophilidae. The record is from RefSeq and is a predicted model, not a curated record. The transcript is spliced from 2 exons. Bases 92 to 481 code for a protein of 129 amino acids.
UUGUCAUCUCCUUCUUUAAUUGUCGAACGCCAACGUGACAAGUUUACUUUGCUCCUCUUGUUCAGUUUUUUUUCAACUUUUUUUUUUCAAAAUGAAUAAUCUCGAUGAUUCUAAGCUGGGCGACUCUGCAUCGCCGAGCAAUGAAGAAUAUGGCAUCGCAGAAGCCUGUCCUCGCAAAGGAAUUUCCGAGGAGGACGAUAUCCAUGAAUUGACGGCCCGAAUGAACUCUGUGCAGGAGCGAACAAUGAACAUGGAUGCUUUAAAUGAGACAAUCGUGCAGGGCUGCGAAGAAGCUGAGGGACAGGCGACAAUGGCUCAACUGAUGGAGAAUCAGCCACCUGGUGAUAUUUCGCAAUUUCUGUUCGCUGCAUUGCAGAUGGCAGGGGAAAAGAAGGUUAAGCUCGUCGGCCAGCGGGGACAACUACUUGAACCCCACGAGCUGAGCGUGCAGCUACAACGUUCACCACCGGAAGAAGAUUGAAGAAAGCAAUACAAUUCUACAUUUUAUUACAAAUUAUACACACAUUAAUAACUAUACACAUACACAUACAUACACUUUAUACAACAAACACAUACAACAGGCAACUAGUCAAACGUUGAAUAAAAUUCGAAGCUUUUUUUCGACCGGCCUGCAACAA